AUGGAAACAACACACUCUACAUACACGUCAGACGCCAUGGUUGAGAAUCUGCCACCGGAGGUACGGCAUGAACUCCUCACUACGCUUGACCUCUCCUCUCUGCGCAACGUGGUCCACGCUUCUCCAGUCUUUUACCGCCAGUAUGUCCUGGAGCGUCGCUCUAUCCUAUCCCUGUGUCUAGAAAGAACUCUUGGGAGGACUGUCCUGGAUGCAUAUUGGGUUUACCAAACUGCCAGGUCAUCCAAGUUUCCCAGUAUUACGAAUGACGAAACUAUCUCCAACUUCAGUCAGGCCUACAUGCAUCAACCGGCGUCCGGUUCCUACUCAAUCCUCAGGAAGAGUGUCACCGAGAACCUAGCUGUCGGGAUCGCCGCAUUCCAUUAUUCUACUGUCGAACCCAUCAUGCAGCUCUACAUUCGACAUGUCCUAGAGGUCCUAGAUGAGCAGACGGGCGGGAUUGUCGGUCAAGAACCACUAAGCCAGGUCGAACAGGCUCGAUUGAUCAGAGGACUUUACCGAUUUCAACUGUGUUGCAAUUUGUUCACCAUGGCAAACCUUCCAGAAUCAUCUACUUUGAGCAGGAACGGGCGAACGAUGCGUAUCCUGACCGACUACAUCAGUCUGCUUGAGCCAUGGGAGAUUGAAGAGAUGGGGUGCAUUUACUCGUUUGCCAACGAACGGUUUGAGCGCGUAUUUGAGGCUGUUUGGUGGUGCACCGCUGGAGAUGGUGCAAAAACAAGGCCACGAAAGGUACCGGAUCCAGAAGACGGUUAUGAUCUGGGCGAUACUGCAAUUAGGACCGCCCUCUUGAAGAGCACUAUUUCACAAGGUCUUCCCAUCCUUCACACUAUCUUGACCAGGGAUGAUGAGUAUCUCUCCGUCCUUAUUGGGAGCUCAGUUGUUUGGUUUGGGGGAUCAUUUCUUGAAGACGCAAUCCUGAGCAAGGCUGCUCAGAAGAGGCGGCAUCGAGAGGAUGCUGCGUCGCGCGACGAUAACCAGAAGCGACGGGAUCAUAUACCUUUUCUAGGGGACAAAGAGUUAUGUCCUCCGUUGGCAUGGACGAUGCUAUGGAACGAGUCCUAUAGCAAGCUGUAUGGAGACUAUAUCCCAGAUGAGAUCCGACAUUGGGGAUAUGUGAUGUGGGAUGCAGCGCGGUUGGAGACAGUGGGGGCAGCACGUCUUCUCGAAAGACUGUGGGAAGAAACGUGGGCAGACCACGAUCCAAGGGAUGAAAUGCUAGAUUAA
Fusarium falciforme is the source of this 1245-nucleotide messenger RNA. RefSeq lists its product as hypothetical. The record is from RefSeq and is a predicted model, not a curated record. Lineage: Eukaryota; Fungi; Ascomycota; Sordariomycetes; Hypocreales; Nectriaceae. The transcript has 2 exons. Bases 1 to 1245 code for a protein of 414 amino acids.